Messenger RNA from Erinaceus europaeus (western European hedgehog), 2257 nucleotides. RefSeq names its product vitamin D3 hydroxylase-associated protein-like. Gene Ontology annotation, biological process: fatty acid catabolic process. Lineage: Eukaryota; Metazoa; Chordata; Mammalia; Eulipotyphla; Erinaceidae. Gene Ontology annotation, molecular function: amidase activity; fatty acid amide hydrolase activity. The record is from RefSeq and is a predicted model, not a curated record.
CCCAGGUUCAGUGAUCACCCACUAUGCCCGGGCUGCGGAUGCUGCUGCAGCUGCCCCCUGCCCACCUGGCUGCUCCCCUGGGUGCCCUGCUCCUGGGCUGGGGGGCUGGCUUUCUGCUGCGGCGCUGGAUUUCCCGACGCAGGCUGGCCCAGAGGGUGGCACUGGCCCAGGAGGAGAGGGCACGGCUGGUGGCCCAGGCAGAGGCUGCCCUGGUGCACUUCAGGGCUCAGCACCCUGAGGUCCAGGCUGAGUCCAUCCGCACCCUACCCCUGUCAGAAUUGAGGGAGCAGCUGCAGAAGGACACCCUGAGCUCGGAGCAUGUCCUCUAUACCUACCUGGGCAAGGCCUUGGAGGUGCACCGUGCCCUAAACUGCCUCACGUCCACCCUGCCCUGGGAGGAACCACUGUGGGAGCUGCAGCAGCAGGAGCGCAAGGGCUUCCUGCACGGUGUCCCCAUCAGCCUCAAGGACAACUAUGGCUGCAAGGGCCUGAGUGCCAGCUGUGGGCUGGUGAAGUGGCUGGGGGUGCCCACCCAAGAAGACUGUGUGCUGGUCAGGGUGCUGAGGAGCCAGGGCGCCCUGCCCUUUGUGAAGACCAGUGUAUCGCAGGCCAUGCUGAGCUACUACAGCUACAACCCCAUCUACGGGAAGACCCUCCACCCCCACAACCCUGACAGGCUCGUAGGGGGCUCCUCCAGCGGCGAGGCUGCCCUCAUUGCAGCAGGGGGCUCCCCAGUGGGACUGGGCUCUGACCUGGGGGGCAGCAUCCGUAUCCCUGCCGCCUUCUGCGGUAUCUGCGGCCUCAAGCCCACUGCCUCCCGGUUGAGCUCUUGGGGAGUGGUGAAAACCCUGAACAGCCUGACCACAGGUAGGCCUCCACGGACCUUCUGUCCCCACACUGCCCCUGCUGGGUGUGCUCCUGUUCCUCUCCUGGGGCCAGGGCUGGGGCCAACAGCCAGCAUGUGGGCUGUCCUUUCAACCAGCUUAGGGAGGCUGUACGUGCCGGGCUCAGGGACAGACCCAGGGAUAGCCAGGGCAGCUCUAGACCUUGCCCCCACAUGGGUGGCCUUGGCUCUGCUGCCCUGCCCCCCAGUGUCGUCAGCCGUGGGGCCAAUGGCCAGGGAUGUGGACAGCCUGGCCCUGCUCCUACAUGCCUUGCUGUGUGACGAGAUGUUCCGGCUAGACCCCCUGGUACCGCCACUGCCCUUCAACCAGGAGGUCUACUCUAGCCGCCGGCCCCUGCGUGUCGGCUACUACGAGAGUGACGGCUACAGCCAGCCCACGCCCAGUAUGCGGAGGGCUGUGCAACACGCCUAUCACCUGCUCCAGGGGGCUGGCCACCAGCUUGUCCCCUUCUCUGUGCCCAGGAUCGACCUAGUCGUGUCCCAGUUCUUCUGGGGGGGGCUGAUGGCUGACGGCCAGGAGAAUAUAUACUCAUGCCUGAAGGAUGAGCCGGUGGAACGCACUCUGCAGAGCUUGUUCAGGCUGAGCUGCUACCCCCGCUUCUUCAAGAGGAUCCUGUCCCUUAUUUGGAGGCCCCUGUGCCCACAGGUGGCCCAGAACUUCAGGCUGGCCUGUGGUGUCAGGUCUGUGAAGGAGCUUUGGAGGCAGCAGGAGGCCCUGAAGGAGUACCAACAUGAAUUCAUGGAGCAGUGGCAGGCCCUGCAGCUGGAUGUCCUCAUCUGCCCCUGCCCCUGCCCCGCACCCAGCUCAGUCUUCGUUGGCCACGUCAGCCUGUGGUCCUACACCAUCCUGUACAACGUGAUCAACUUCCCUGCGGGCACUGUCCCUGUGGGCAGGGUGACAGAGCAGGAUGAGGAGGAGCUGAAGGACUACAAGGGCUACCACCAGGACCUGCUGGGCAAGAAUGUCCCUGAGGCGAGUGAGGCCGGGCAGGGCCAUGGGCCUGGAGGGGGACAGGCCAGGCAGAAGGGAAGGCUGCCUCCUGUUGGGGCUGGAUGCAGCAGGGCCACCCAGUGCUGAGCACCCCCUCAAACCCCGUAGAUGUUCAUGGGCGGCGUGGGACUGCCAGUGGCUGUUCAGUGUGUGGCCCUGCCGUGGCAGGAAGAGCUGUGUCUGAGGGUCAUGAAGGAGCUGGAGACGCUGGCCCAGCUCUCAGCAUAGGUGUGCCCAGGCUUAGCGGACAAACACAUGGAGGCCAGUGAUGGCAUUGGACUCCCAGAAGACAGCAGUGUGGGUGCAGAAUCGAUCAGACGCCGUCCUCAGUUCUGUGGUUGAAAUAAACUUCAUGGGAGGCA